Molecule: messenger RNA, 10810 nt
Organism: Linum trigynum
Lineage: Eukaryota; Viridiplantae; Streptophyta; Magnoliopsida; Malpighiales; Linaceae
Source: the annotation of a GenBank genome assembly
AUUUAUUUUCGGAUGACAUUUUCGUAAUUUUUUGGGCGACGAAAGGUCAUUUUCUUUGGAUACUGAAUGUUACAGAUCACAUAUUCAGCCCGAGGAUAUUCUUCAACGAUGAUUAAAUCCAUUAAACACAGCUUUGGUCGUAUUUAUUCCAUGUCAAUUUUUGGCAGAUUCCAAAGGGGUACCAUUACAAAUUUCGGGCAAUUUUUGUAAAUGCCAUUUUCUUUCAAUUCAGGAGGCUACACAUUACGGAAUCAGGCCGAGCCUACUCUCCACCGAUAAUGAAGUCUAUUGAUCCUAUUCUCCAGGGAUGAUAAGCAAAUUAAGCACCGAUUUGAGCCAAUUUAUUUACGGAUGGCAUUUUCGUUAUUUUUUGGGCGACGAAAUGUCGUUUUCUUUGCAUAUUGAAGGCAACAGAUCACGGAUUCGGCUGAGGCUAUUUUUCAAUGAUGAUUAAGUCCAUUAAACACCGAUUUGUGCGGAUUUAUUCCGGGUCAAUUUUUGGCAGAUUCCAAAGGGGUACCAUCACAGAUUUCAGACGAUUUUUCCGAAAUGCCAUUUUCUUUCGAUUCUGGAGGCUACAGAUCACGGAAUCAGGCCGAGGCUAUUCUCCAGCGAUAAUGAAGUCUAUUCAUCCUAUUCUCCAGGGAUAAUAUGUCCAUUAAGCACCGAUUUGGGCCAAUUUGUUUUCGGAUGGCAUUUUCGUUAUUUUUGUGCAACGAAAUGUCAUUUUCUUUGGAUAUUGAAGGCUACAGAUCACGGAUUCGGCCUGAGGCUAUUCUUCAACGAUGAUUAAAUCCAUUAAGCACUAAUUUGGGCGGAUUUAUUCCGGGUCAAUUUUUUGCAAAUUCCAAAGGGGUACCAUCACAUAUUUCGUGCGAUUUUUCUGAAAUGCCAUUUUCUUUCGAUUAUGGAGGCUACAGAUCACCAAAUCAGGCCGAGGCUAUUCUCCACCAAUAAUGAAGUCAACUGAUCCUAUUCUUCAGGGAUGUUAAGCCCAUUAAGCGCCGAUUUGGGCCAAUAUAUUUUUGGAUGGCAUUUUCGUAAUUUUUUGGACGACAAAUGGCCAUUUUUUUGGAAAUUGAAGGCAACAGAUCACGGAUUCGGCCUGAGGCUCUUCUUCAACAAUGAUUAUGUCCAUUUAGCACCGAUUUUGGAGGAUUUAUUCCGGGGUAAUUUUGGCAGAUUCCAAAGGAGUACCAUCACAGAUUUUGGACGUUUUUCCGAAAUGUCAUUUUCUUUAGAUUCCGGAAGCUACAAAUCACUGAAUGAGGCCGAGGCUAUUCUCCACCGAUAAUGAAGUCUAUUCAUCCUAUUAUCCAGGGAUGAUAAACCCAUUAAGCACCGAUUUGGGCCAAUUUGUUUUUGGAUGGCAUUUUCGUAAUUUUUCGGCGAUGAAAUUCCAUUUUCUUUGGAUAUUGGAGGCUUCAAAUCAUGGAUUCAGCCUGAGGCUAUUCUUCAACGAUGAUUAAGUCCAUUUAGCACCGAUUUGGGUGAAUUUAUUUUGGGUCAAUUUUUGGAAGAUUCCAAAAGUGUAGCAUCACAUGUUUCGUGCUUUUUUCCGAAAUGCCAUUUUCUUUCGAUUCUGGAGGCUACACAUCACGGAAUAAGGUCGAGGUUAUUCUCCACCGAUAUUGAAGUCUAUUGAUCAUAUUCUCCAGUGAUGAUAACCCCAUGAAGCAGCGAUUUGGGCCAAUUUGUUUUCGGAUUGCAUUUUCGUAAUUUUUUGGCGACGAAAUGUCAUUUUCUUUGGAUAUUGAAGCUACAGAUCACGGAUUCGACCUGAGGCUAUUCUUCAACGAUGAUUAAGUCCAUCAAGCACCGAUUUGGGCGGAUUUAUUCCGGGUCAAUUUUUGGCAGAUUCCAAAGGGGUACCAUCACACAUUACGAGCGAUUUUUCCGAAAUGCCAUUUACUUUCGUUUCUGGAGGCUACACAUCACGGAAUCAGGCCGAGGCUAUUCUCCACAGAUAAUGAAGUCUAUUCAUCCUAUUCUCGAGGGAUGAUAAGACCAUUAAGCACCGAUUUGGGCCAACUAAUAUUCGGAUGGCAUUUUCGUAAAUUUUUGGGUGACGAAAGACAAUUUUCUUUGGACAUUGAAGGAUACAGAUCACGGAUUCGGCCUGAGGCUAUUCUUCAACGAUGAUUAAGUCCAUUAAGCACCGAUUUGGGCGGAUUUAUUCCGGGUCAAUUUUUGGCAGAUUCCAAAGGGGUACCAUCACAGAUUUCGGGCGAUUUUUCUGAAAUUCAAUUUUCUUUCGAUUCUGGAGGAUACACAUCACGGAAUCAUGCCGAGGCUAUUCUCCACCGAUAAUGAAGUCUAUUGAUCAUAUUUCCACGGAUAAUAAGCAAAUUAAGCACCGAUUUGAGCCAAUUUAUUUUCGUAUGGCAUUUUCGUAAUUUUUUGGGAGACGAAAGUCCAUUUUCUUUGGAUAUUGAAGGCUACAGAUCACGGAUUCGGCAUGAUGCUACUCUUCAACGAUGAUUAAGUCCAUUAAGCACCGAUUUGGGCGGAUUUAUUCCGGUUGGCAGAUUCCAAAGGGGUACCAUCACAAAUUUUAGGCGAUUUUUCCGAAAUGCAAUUUUCUUUCGAUUCUGGAGGCGACAGAUCACGGAAUCCGGUCGAGGCUAUUCUCCACCUAUAAUGAAGUCUAUUCAUCCUAUUCUCCAGGGAUGAUAAGCCAUUAAGCACCGAUUUGGGCCAAUUUGUUUUCGGAUGACAUUUUCGUAAUUUUUGGCCGACGAAAUGCCAUUUUCUUUGGAUAUUGAAGGCUACAGAUCACGGAUUCGGCCUGAGGCUAUUCUUCAACGAUUAUUAAGUUCAUUAAGCACCGAUUUGGGUGGAUUUAGUCCGGCUCAAUUUUUGGCAGAUUCCAAAGGGGUACCAUCACACGUUUCGGGCGAUUUUUCCGAAAUACCAUUUUCUUUCGAUUCUGUAGGCUACACAUCACGGAAUCAGGCGGAGGCUAUUCUCCACUGAUAAUGAAGUCUAUCGAUCCUAUUCUCCAGGGUUGAUAAGCAAAUUAAGCACUGAUUUGAGGCAAUUUAUUUUCGGAUGGCAUUUUCGUAAUUUUUUGGGAGACGAAAGGUCAUUUUCUUUGGAUAUUGAAGGCUACAGAUCACGGAUUCGUCCUGAGGCUAUUCUUCAACGAUGAUUAAGUCCAUUAAGCACCGAUUUGUGCGGAUUUAUUCCAGGGUCAAUUUUUGGCAGAUUCGAAAUGGGUACCAUCACAGAUUUCGGGCGAUUUUUGUUAAAUGUCAUUUUCUUUCGAUUCUGAAGAUUACACAUCACGGAAUCAGGCCGAGGCUAUUCUCCACCGAUAAUGAAGGCUAUUGAUCCUAUUCUCCAGGGAUGAUAAGCAAAUUAAGGACCGAUUUGAGCCAAUUUAUUUGCAGAUGACAUUUUCGUAAUUUUUUUGGCGACGAAAGACCAUUUUCUUUGGAUAUUGAUGGCUACAGAUCACGGAUUUGGCCUGAGGCUAUUCUUCAACGAUGAUUAAGUCCAUUAAGCACCAAUUUGGGAGGAUUUAUUCCGGGUCAAUUUUUGGCAGAUUCCAAAAGGUCACCGAUUUCGGCCGAUUUUUCUGAAAUGUCAUUUUCUUUCGAUUCUGGAAGCUACAUAUCACGGAAUCAUGCCGAGGCUAUUCUCCAGCGAUAAUGAAAUCUAUUCAUCCUAUUCUCCACCCAUUAAGCACCGAUUUGGGCCAAUUUGUUUUCGGAUGACAUUUUCGUGAUUUUUGGGCGACGAAAUGCCAUUUUCAUUGGAUAUUGAAGGCUACAGAUCACAGAUUCGGCCUGAGGCUAUUCUUCAACGAUGAUUAAGUCCAUUUAGCACCAAUUUGGGUGGAUUUAUUCUGUGUCAAUUAUUGGCAGAUUCCAAAGGGGUACCAUCACACAUUUCAGGCCAUUUUUCUGAAAUGUCAUUUUCUUUCGAUUCUGGAGGCUACAGAUCACGAAAUCAAGCCGAAACUAUUCAGAACAGAUAAUGAAGUCUAUUCAUCCUAUUCUCGAGGGAUCAUAAGACCAUUAAGCACCGAUUCGGGCCAACUUAUUUUCGGAUGGCAUUUUCGUAAUUUUUUGGGUGACGAAAGACCAUUUUCAUUGGAUAUUGAAGGAUACAGAUCAUGGAUUCGGCUUGAGGCUAUUCUUCAACGAUGAUUAAGUCCAUUAAGCCCCGAUUUGGGCGGACUUAUUCCGGGUCAAUUUUUGGCAGAUUCCCAAAUGGGUACCAUCACACAUUUCGGGCGAUUUUUCGUAAAUGCCAUUUUCUUUCCAUUCUGGAGGCGACACAUCACGGAAUCAGCCCGAGGCUAUUCUCCACCGAUAAUGAAUUCUAUUGAUCCUAUUAUCCAGUGAUGAUAAGCAAAUUAAGCACUGAUUUGGGCCAAUUUAUUUUUGGAUGGCAUUUUCGUAAUUUUUUGGGAGACGAAAGGCCAUUUUCUUUGGAUAUUGAAGGCUACAGAUCACGGAUUCGGACUGAGGCUAUUUUCAACGAUGAUUAAGACCAUUAACCACCGAUUUGUGCGGAUUUAUUCCGGGUCAAUUUUUGGUAUAUUCCAAAGGGGUACCAUCACAGAUUUCAGGCGAUUUUUCUGAAAUGUCAUUUUCUUUCGAUUAUGGAGGCUACAGAUCACGGAAUCAGGCCGAGGCUAUUCUCCACCGAUAAUGAAGUCUAUUCAUCCUAUUUUCCAGGGAUGAUAAGCCCAUUAAGCACCGAUUUGGUCCAAUUUGUUUUCGGAUGGCAUUUUCGUAAUUUUUGUGUGAUGAAAUGCCAUUUUCUUUGGAUAUUGAAGGCUACAGAUCACGGAUUCGGCCUGAGGCUAUUCUUCAACGAUGAUUAAGUCCAUUAAGCACCGAUUUGGGCGGAUUUAUUCCGGGUCAAUUUUUGGGAGAUUCCAAAGGGGUACCAUCACAGAUCUCAGGCGAUUUUUUGGAAAUGCCAUAUUCUUUUUAUUCUGGAGGCUACAAAUCACGGAAUCAGGCCGAGGCUAUUCGCCACCUAUAAUGAAGUCUAUUUAUCCUAUUCUCCAGGGAUGAUAACCCCAUGAAGCACCGAUUUGGGCCAAUUUGUUCUCGGCUGGCAUUUUUGUAAUUGGGCUACGAAAUGCCAUUCUCUUUGGAUAUUGAAGGCUACAGAUCACGGAUUCGGCCUGAGGCUAUUCAUCAACGAUGAUUAAGUCCAUUUAGCACCGAUUUGGGUGGAUUUAUUCCGGGUCAAUUUUGGAAGAUUCCAAAGGGGUACCAUCACAGAUUUCGGGCGAUUUUUCCGAAAUGGCAUUUUCUUUCGAUUUUGGUGGCUACAGAUCACGGAAUCAGGCCGAGGCUAUUCUCCACCAAUAAUGAAGUCUAUUCAUCCUAUUCGCCAGGGAUGAUAAGCCCAUUAAGCACCGAUUUGGGCCAAUUUGUUUUCGGAUGGCAUUUUCGUUAGUUUUGUGCAACGAAAUACCAUUUUCUUUGGAUAUUGAAGGCUACUGAUCACGGAUUCGGCCUGAGCCUAUUCUUCAACGAUGAUUAAGUCCAUUAAGCACCAAUUUGGGAGGAUUUAUUCUGGGUCAAUUUUUGGCAGAUUCCAAAGGGGUACCAUCACAGAUUUCGGGAGAUUUUUCUUAAAUGCCAUUUCCUUUCGAUUCUGGAGGCUAUAGAUCAUGGAAUCAGGGCGAGGCUAUUCUCCAGCGAUAAUGAAGUCUAUUCAUCCUAUUCUCCAGGGAUAAUAUGCCCAUUAAGCACCGAUUUGGGCCAAUUUGUUUUCGGAUGGCAUUUUCGUUAUUUUUGUGCAACGAAAUGCCAUCUUCUUUGGAUAUUGAAGGCUACAGAUCACGGAUUCGGCCUGAGGCUAUUCUUCAAUGAUGAUUAAAUCCAUUAAGCACUAAUUUGGGCGGAUUUAUUCCGGGUCAAUUUUUUGCAAAUUCCAAAUGGGUACCAUCAAAGAUUUCGGGCGAUUUUUCUGAAAUGCCAUUUUCUUUCGAUUAUGGAGGCUACAGAUCACGGAAUCAGGCCGAGGCUAUUCUCCACCAAUAAUGAAGUCAAAUGAUCCUAUUCUCUAGGGAUGUUAAGCCCAUUAAGCACCGAUUUGGGCCAAUAUAUUUUCGGAUGGCAUUUUCGUAAUUUUUUGGACGACAAAAGGCCAUUUUUUUUUGGAAAUUGAAGGCAACAGAUCACGGAUUCGGCCUGAGGCUAUUCUUCAACAAUGAUUAAGUCCAUUAAGCUUUGAUUUGGUCGGAUUUAUUCCGGGUCCAUUUUUGGCAGAUUCAAAAGAGGUACCAUCACAGAUUUCGGCGAUUUUUUCCGAAAUGUCAUUUGCUUUCGAAUCUGGAGGCUACAGAUCACGGAAUCAGGCCGAGGCUAUUCUCCAGCGAUAAUGAAGUCUAUUCAUCCUAUUCUCCAGGGAUAAUAUGCCCAUUAAGCACCGAUUUGCGCCAAUUUGUUUUCGGAUAGCAUUUUUGUUAUUUUUGUGCAACGAAAUGCCAUUUUCUUUGGAUAUUGAAGGCUACAGAUCACGGAUUCGGCCUGAGCCUAUUCUUCAACGAUGAUUAAGUCCAUUAAGCACCGAUUUGGGCGGAUUUAUUCCGGGUCAAUUUUUGGCAGAUUCCAAAGGGGUACCAUCACAGAUUUCGGGAGAUUUUUCUUAAAUGCAAUUUCCUUUCGAUUCUGGAGGCUACAGAUCAAGGAAUCAGGCCGAUGCUAUUCUCCGCCGAUAAUGAAGUUAAUUGAUCCUAUUCUCCAGGGAAGAUAAGCACAUUAAGCACCAAUUUGGGCCAAUAUAUUUUCGGAUGGCAUUUUCGUAAUUUUUGGGCGACGAAAGGCCAUUUUCUUUGGAUAUUGAAAGCUGCAUAUCACUUAUUUGGUCUGAGGCAAUUCUUCAACGAUGAUUAAGUCUAUUAAGCACCGAUUUGGGCGGAUUUAUUCUGUGUCAAUUUUUGACUGAUUCCAAAGGGGUACCAUCACAGAUUUCGGGCGAAUUUUCCGAAAUGCCAUUUUCUUUUGAUUCUGGAGGCUACAGAUAACAGAAUCAGACCGAGGCUAUUCUCCACAUAUGAUGAAGUCUAUUCAUCUUAUUCUCCAGGGAUGAUAAGCCCAUUAAGCCCCUAUUUGGGCCAAUUUAUUUUCGAAAGGUAUUUUCGUAAUUUUUGGGCGACGGAAUGCCAUUUUCUUUGGAUAUUGAAGGCUAUCGAUCACGGAUUCGGUUUGAGGUUAAUUUUCAACGAUGAUUAAAUCCAUUAAGCACUGAUUUGCGCGGAUUUAUUCUGGGUCAAUUUUUUGCAGAUUCCAAAGGGGUACCAUCACAGAUUUCAGGCGAUUUUUGUGAAAUGCCAUUUUCUUUCGAUUAUGGAGGCUACAUAUCACGAAAUUAAGCCAAGGCUAUUCUCCACCGACAAUGAAGUCAACUGAUCCUAUUCUCGAGGGAUGAUAAGCCCAUUAAGCACCGAUUUGGGCCAAUUUAUUUUCGGAUGGCAUUUUCGUAAUUUUUUGGGCGAUGAAAGGCCAUUUUCUUUGGAUAUUGAAGGCUACAGAUCACGGAUUCGGCCUGAGGCUAUUCUUCAACGAUGAUUAAGUCCAUUAAGCACCAAUUUGUGCUGAUUUAUUCCGGAUCAUUUUUUGCCAGAUUCCAAAGGUGUACAAUCACAUAUUUCAGCCAAUUUUUUGGAAAUGCCAUUUUCUUUCGAUUCUGGAGGCUACAGAUCACGAAAUCAGGCCAAGGCUAUUCUCUACCGAUAAUGAAGUCUAUUGGUCCUAUUCUCUAGGGAUGAUAAACACAUUAAGCACCGAUUGGGGCCAAUUUAUUUUUGGAUGACAUUUUCGUAAUUUUUUGGGUGAUGAAAGGCCAUGUUCUUUGGAUAUUGAAGACUACAGAUCACGGAUUCGGCCUGAGGCUAUUCUUCAACGAUGAUUAUUUACAUUAAGCACCGAUUUGGGCGGAUUUAUUCUGGGUCAAUUUUUGGCAGAUUCCAAAGGGGUAACAUCACAGAUUUCGGGCGAUUUUUCCGAAAUGCCAUUUUCUUCUUAUUCUGGAUGAGACAGAUCAUGGAAUCAGGCUGAUGUUAUUAUCCACUGAUAAUGAAGUCUAUUCUCCACUGAUAAUGAAAUCUAUUGAUCCUAUUCUCCAGGGAUGUUCAGCCCAUUAAGCACCGAUUGGGGCCAAUUUGUUAUCGGAUGGCAUUUUCCUAAUUUUUGGGCGACGAAAUGCCAUUUUCUUUUGAUAUUGAAGGCUACAGAUUACGGAUUCGAUCUAAGGCUAUUCUUCAACAUGAUUAAAUCCAUUAAGCACUAAUUUGGGAGGAUUUAUUUCGGGUCAAAUUUUGACAGAUUCCAAAGGGAGUUCCAUCACAGAUUUUGGGCGAUUUUUCCGAAAUGCCAUUUUCUUUCGAUUCUGGAGGCUACAUAUCACGGAAUCAGACCGAGCCAAUUCUCCACCGAUAUUGAAGUCAAUUGAUCCUAUUCUCCAGGGAUGAUAAACCCAUUAAGCACCGAUUUGGGCCAAUAUAUUUUUCGGAUGGCAUUUUCGUAAUAUUUUGGGCGACGAAAGACCAUUUUCUUUGGAUAUUGAAGGCUACAGAUCACGGAUUCGGCCUGAGACUAUUCUUCAACGAUGAUUAAGUCCAUUAAGCACCGAUUUGGGCGUAUUUAUUCCGGGUCAAUUUUUGGCCGAUUCCAAAGGGGUACCAUCACAGAUUUCGGGCGAUUUUUCCGAAAUGUCAUUUUCUUUCGAUUCUGGAGGCUACAGAUCACGGAAUCAAUUAGUGGCUAUUCUUCCCCGAUAAUGAAGUCUAUUGGUCCUUUUCUCUAGGGAUGAUAAGCCCAUUAAGCACCGAUUUGGGCCAAUUUAUUUUCGGAUGGCAUUUUCGUAAAUUUUUGGUCAAUGAAAGGCCUUUUUCUUUGGAUAUUGAAGGUUACAGAUCACGGAUUCGGCCUGAGGCUAUUCUUCAACGAUGAUUAAGUCCAUUAAGCACCGAUUUGGGCGGAUUUAUUCCGGAUCAUUUUUUGGCAGAUUCCAAAGGGGUACCAUCACAGAUUUCGGGUGAUUUUUCCGAAAUCUAUUUUCUUUCGGUUCUAGAGGCUACAGAUCACGAAAUCAGGCCGAGGCUAUUCUCCACUGAUAAUGAAGUCUAUUGAUCCUAUUCUCCUGGGAUGAUAAGCCAAUUAAGCACACAUUUGGGCCAAUUUAUUUUUAGAUGGCAUUUUCGUAAUUUUUUGGGCGACGGAAGUCAAUUUUCAUUGGAUAAUGAAGGCUACAGAUCACGGAUUCGGCCUAAGCCUAUUCUUCAACGAUGAUUAAGUCCAUUAUUCACCAAUUUGGACGGAUUUAUUUUGGGUCAAUUUUUGGCAGAUUCCAAAGGGGUACCAUCACAGAUUUCAGCGAUUUUUCUGAAAUGCCAUUUUCUUUCGAUUCUGAAGGCUACAAAUCAUGGAAUCAGGCCGAGGCUAUUCUCCGCCGAUAAUGAAGUUGAUUGAUCCUAUUCUCCAGGGAUGAUAAGCCCAUUCAGCACCGAUUUGGGCCAAUUUAUUUUUGGAUGGCAUUUUCGUAAUUUUUUGGGCGACGAAAAGGCCAUUUUCUUUGGAUAUUGUAGGCUACAGAUCACGGAUUCGGCCUGAGGCUAUUCUUCAACGAUGAUUAAGUCCAUUAUGCACCAAUUUGGACAGAUUUAUUUCGGGUCAGUUUUUGACAGAUUCCAAAGGGGUACCAUCACAGAUUUCAACAAUUUUUCCGAAAUGCCAUUUUCUUUCGAUUCUGGAGGCUACAGAUCACGGAAUCAGGCCGAGGCUAAUCUCCACUGAUAAUGAAGUCUAUUGAUCUGAUUCUCCAGGGACAAUAUGCCCAUUUAGCACCGAUUUGGGCCAAUUUAUUUUCGGAUGACAUUUUCGUAAUUUUUUGGGCGACGAAAGGCCAUUUUCUUUGGAUAUUGUAGGCUAUAGAUCACGGAUUCGGCCUAAGCCUAUUCUUCAACGAUGAUUAAGUCCAUUAAGCAACGAUUUGGGCGGAUUUAUUCUCGAUCAAUUUUUGGCCGAUUCCAAAGGGGUACCAUCACAGAUUUUGGGCGAUUUUUCCGAAAUGUCAUUUUCUUUUGAUUCUGGAGGCUACAGAUCACGGAAUCAGGCCGAGGCUAUUCUCCACCGAUAAUGAAGUCAAUUGAUCCUAUUCUCCAGGGAUGAUAAGCCCAUUAAGCAUCGAUUUGUGCCAAUAUAUUUUCGGAUGGCAUUUUCGUAAUUUUUUGGGCGACGAAAGGCCAUUUUCUUUGGACAUUGAAGGCUACAGAUCACGAAUUCGGCCUAAGCCUAUUUUUCAACGAUGAUUAAGUCCAUUAAUCACUGAUUUGGGCGGAUUUGUUCCCGGUCAAUUUUUGGCCGAUUCCAAAGGGGUUCCAUCACAGAUUUUGGGCGAUUUUUCCGAAAUGUCAUGUUCUUUCGAUUCUGGAGGCUACAGAUCACGGAAUCAGGUCGAGGCUAUUCUCCACUGAUAAUAAAGACUAUUGAUCCUAUUCUCCAGGGACGAUAAGUCCAUUAAGCACCGAUUUGGGCCAAUUUAUUUUCGGAUAUCAUUUUCAUAAUUUUUUGGUGCACGAAAGGCCAUUUUCUUUGGAUAUUGAAGGCUACAGAUCACGGAUUUGGCCUAAGGCUAUUCUUCAACGAUGAUUAAGUCUAUUAAGCACCGGUUUGGGCGGAUUUAUUCCGGGUCAAUUUUUGGCAGAUUCCAAAGGGGUACCAUCACAGAUUUCGGGCGUUUUUCUGAAAUGUCAUUUUCUUUCGAUUUUGGUGGCUACAGCUCACAGAAUCUGGUCGCGGCUAUUCUCCACAUAUAAUGAAGUCUAUUGACCUAU